Molecule: messenger RNA, 3177 nt
Organism: Diabrotica balteata
Lineage: Eukaryota; Metazoa; Arthropoda; Insecta; Coleoptera; Chrysomelidae
Source: the annotation of a GenBank genome assembly
AGACAUUUACUUGAAACUAAAAUUCAAAGCAAAAUGGACUCAUAUUACGGUGAAGAUAACGCGGAAGACCUUGAUAAAGAAUGGGAGGACUUCACAAAAUUAUUGGAAAAGAAAAAACGAAACAGUUCGCAAGGAUUUUAUCCGUGUCCUCCUCCAGAAGAUGUAGAAGAUUACGUACAAACUCUGAUGUAUGGCCGCUAUAGUAAACAAUUGGGAGAAUUGGCAAAACUAGAAGGUUUAAAAGCUGCUGAGAGGAAACGAUUAAAAGAAGAAAAGGCACGGAAAAGUGAGCUGAGGGGAUAUCAAGGUAAAGUAGCAAAAUGUAUUUCAUUUUUAUGGAAACAUACUUUUGCUAAAUUGGGAGAAGAUUGGGUUUUCUUGGCCCUUCUUGGUUUUAUUAUGGCACUUCUAAGUUUCCUUAUGGAUAGAGGCAUUGCCAUAUGUAAUAAUGCAAGACUGUGGUUAUUUCGGGAUCUGACGAUGCAUCCAGCAGCCCAAUAUGCAGCUUGGAUAUCGCUUCCAGUCUGUCUAAUUUUGUUCAGUACAGGAUUUGUGCAAUUAGUGGCACCACAGUCGAUAGGUUCUGGAAUUCCAGAAAUGAAAACCAUACUCCGAGGUGUAACUUUGAAGGAGUACCUAACGUUUAGAACUCUCGUAGCAAAAGCAAUAGGUCUUACAGCAACCCUUGGGAGUGGAAUGCCCUUAGGAAAAGAAGGUCCUUUCGUACACAUUGCUAGCAUAACCGCAACGUUACUCAGUAAGUUAGUAACGGGAUUUCAAGGAAUCUACGAAAACGAAAACAGAACCACCGAAAUGUUGGCGGCUGCUUGCGCUGUGGGAGUAGCAAGUUGUUUUGCUGCACCAGUUGGAGGAGUCUUAUUCAGUAUCGAAGUAACCACAACAUAUUUUGCGGUUCGAAAUUAUUGGAGAGGAUUUUUUGCUGCAGUUUGUGGAGCUACAACAUUUCGUCUACUGGCAGUGUGGUUUCAAAGAGCCGAUACCGUUAGUGCCGUUUUUAAAACGAACUUUUAUAUGGACUUUCCAUUUGAUCCUCAAGAACUUUUUGUAUUUGCCUUAAUGGGUGCAAUAUGCGGUUUAGGAGGAGCAUUUUAUGUAUGGAUGCAUCGUCAGUAUGUUUUAUUUAUGAGGAAUAGUAAAAUUAUUAAUAAUUUUUUAAAGAGAAGUCGGUUUUUAUAUCCAGCUAUCGUGUCGUUAUUAGUGUCAACGGCUACAUUUCCUUUGGGUACUGGACAAUUCAUGGCCGGAGACUUAAACACACAUGGACAAGUAGCAUCUCUAUUCAGCAACUUUACGUGGACUAAUCACAACGUAACUGUGGAUCAAGACGAAGUAAUAGGACACUGGAGAACUCCGUGGACCGGAGUUUAUGUCAGUUUAACUUGUUAUGUGCUGUUUACGUUUUUCUUUUCGAUUAUCUGCUCUACAGUACCAGUUCCCAGUGGUAGUUUCAUCCCUGUGUUUAAAAUUGGUGCAGCUCUAGGCAGAAUAGUUGGGGAACUAAUGCACAUGUGGUUUCCUACAGGUAUGCGAUAUGGAGGAAAAAUUGCAGAAAUAGUUCCAGGAGGCUAUGCCACCGUUGGUGCUGCAGCUUUUAGCGGUGCUGUGACACAUACCAUUUCAGUAUCGGUUAUAGUGUUUGAGAUGACCGGGCAGAUCACUCAUAUUAUACCUAUAAUGAUUGCAGUACUUAUCUCAAAUGCCAUAGCAAGUCUUUUAUUUCCUAGUAUUUACGACAGUAUUAUUUUGAUCAAAAAGCUUCCUUACUUACCCGACCUUCUACCCAGCAGCAGUGGUAUGUAUAAUGUAUACGUUGAAAAUUUUAUGGUUCGUGACGUCAAAUACAUAUUUUAUGGAAUGUCGUACCAACAACUAAAGGUAGUAUUAAAGGAGAACAGACAGCGAAAGAGUUUUCCUUUAGUUGACAAUCCUGAAAAUAUGGUUCUCCUAGGAUCAAUACAGCGAAUGCCUCUGAUACAAAUUAUCGAAAAACAUAUCGGAAAGGAGCGGCGAUUACAGAUAGCAGCUAUUAGACAAAGAGAAGCCAAAGAAAAAGCCAUCGAAGAGACCCAGAAACUGACUGACGAGAGGAAUAGGCGCAGGCCUUCCAGAUUUCAAGUAGUUCCUGCUCCUGACCUCCUUCACAAACAAACAUCUGAAAGCCAAUUGGAUCAACCGACGUACAAUCCUGUAUUCGGUUCUCAACCGAAGAAAUCUAUUUUAAAGAAAACCAAUUCCUUUACUUUGAAAGGAUUUACACCUUUUGUCUCGACUAGUCCUGGUAGUACUCCCUAUACUACCGUCACGGGGGCUGAAAGCCGAAUAAGAUCUGCAUUCGAGGCCAUUUUCAGGAAAUCGACCCAACUUCAAGAUGUAGACAAUGAUACAAAUGGAGAUGUACAAACAGUUCCUCCAAGUCCAGCUGCGUCCAAAAAAGUUCAGUUGCCAAUCGAAAGAGUCUGUGACAUGAGCCCAGAAGAACAAAUCAAAUGGGAAGAAGAACAGAUGCAAUUACCAGUAGACUUCGGUUUAUGCCAAGUAGAUCCAGCGCCAUUCCAAUUGGUAGAAAGAACUUCGCUUCUCAAGGUGCACUCAUUGUUUUCUUUAGUUGGCGUUAAUCACGCUUACGUGACGGCCAUCGGUAAACUGGUUGGAGUUGUUGGGUUAAAUGAACUUAGAAAGGCCAUUGAGGAUGCUAACAGUGGAAAUAACCCUUCAUCACAAGAAGAGAGUGCGGGAAAUGUUAGUAGUGAAAAAAUCAGCAAUGGUGGAAUUAGAGACUCUUUAGAGAACGUUAAAAGUGUUGGUAUAAAAGAUUCUUUGGAAAACAUUCGUAUUGGUGGAAUAAAAGACUCAUUAGAAAAUCUUAGAGAAAACAUAAAAGAUUCAAGAGUGUAAAGUAUGUUGAAAGAUUUUUUGUAAACUGUAUGUACCUGAUCAUAUGUCGCUGUUAAAGGUUUUGUUCAUUUUAAUUAAUGAGGAUGUGGUGACAUUGUGAAAUAAUUAUGUUAACAGGGACGAAAGUUGAGGAAGAGAUGAACCAAAAUUGUAUUAGUAGGAUAAUAAAAUCAACCAAAUUAUUUAAAGUUUGUCACAAAAUAGAGGUUUGGAAGAUUCAUGUUUCUAAUCAACCUUCAAGUUUUACUAAAAUUGUGAACC